UCUCCCUCCUCCUCACGCGUUUCCUUCCUUUUUUUUCUUCUCCAUUUUCUCUUCAGCCGCUGAUUGAAGCGAUGGGGAAGCAAACCAGAUCUGGAAAACCUCAAAGUUUGGGCAAAGGAAAGGUUACUGCGGUCCAGGUCGCCUUCUUCGUCUACCGAUAUCUCUCCGACAACAACUUCAACAAAACACGCUCCGUCUUCCGAACCGAAGCAGCUUCUCUCAUAUCCAAAUCGCCGGUUCGAGAGGCACAUCGAAGACUUUAUUUGACUCUGGGCACGAUUUUGAACGAGUAUAUACGAUUGAAGGAGCAGGAGGUGAUGUUUGAUCAGGAGAGGGUCCGUUUGGAGCAAGGGAAACUCCCUCUUUUCGGGUAUGCAAGAGGUCAGGAAUGCGUACAAUGCCAGUGGAGGUGCGACUCCUGCUCCGAGGAUUCAGGCUCCUGCAACUCUACCAGUGGCCUUAGUUCCUCAAUCCGAUGUAGUGGAUCUCCUGCAGGUGCAACUCUGGAUCCACUCUGUACUCCCGGUUUUCAGAUUGUCCUUCCUUUAUGUAGAUCUUGCAAAUCUCUAAUUAUUCAUGACUUUCAAGGGAAAAGAACUGCAAAUUCAAUAAAGCUAUAUGCAAGGACUAAAUGGGCAUGCUUGUGGAAAAUGCUCUCUGGACUAUUCGUUUGUGAUAGCAUCUCUCAUAAGUACACAUCAAGAGACACUAGGAGGCCAGGAGCAUAUAGAAACUGUUUUUGUGUAAUACCCUUCUUUCUUAUCUAUCAUCAGUCACCAAUCAAAAACAUGCACGGACCUCUGCAAUGGUUGUACCAUCGCCCCAUUUUCACAUACCUGUUGCACCACAGGUUCAGGUAUCCACUGUGGCUAAAAGUUUCUUCAAUCAGCCCUCAUAUUCCCCUCCAACUUAUACCUCUGGUCCUAAUACUCCACCACAACAGGCAGCCUCUUCUCAAAAUGAUAGGCCACGAUCACUGGGUGUUUCUUCCACAUCCAAAUGCAAUAAAGACAAUACUACUCAAGAGAUCACUCCCAAGUGCCAACUGCACUAUAAUAACAGCUAAGAGAGUUAGAGUGAGCCUCUUCAAAGAAGUGGGAUACUAUAUAGUGGAGAGAUCGCGCUGCAAUUCCUUCCCAUCUCCUGCCAAGACAAACUCAAAGAGGCUGAAUAAGAGGGAUCAUGUAAAAGGAAGGCUUGGGUUUGAUGGUCCAGAUGGAUCGGUUGACCUGGACAAGCCAACUGCAACUAAGAUUUCAACUUCUGAGUCUGAUCAGGAAGUGGACUUGUUUGACAUGGAUUUCCUUAAUCUUCAUUCCCUUGGAGAAAAUUUUUGCUUCUCUGAGCCGUUAAUUGAUAUUCCUGUGCCUGUCAACAAACCUCAGGCUCUCCUGGAGAUACUGCUUCAGGAUGUUGAUUCUCUUUGAUCUGCCUUUCACAUAGAGUUUACAUACUUCCAUGCUCUGCUUUUUAGAAGUAUUAGUCUUAUUUUCUCUUCAUCUGAUUCCCUCUCCUAUGGACAAUAUAUAGGUUGCCUAAUGAAUCAGGGGCUGACCAUGUAACGUCAGAGUUCUCAUCAACUGUAACAGAACUGAUUUAAGGGAAAGAUGUGCAUAGUCAAGGCCCAGAAGCUCUAACUACAGUGAAGUCGGUUACAAAAUGCAUAAGAAUUUUAAGUCCUGGUUAGUUCACCUCUUGACCAUUUAUUUGCUUGCAGGUUCACGUUCUGCCUAAUAUUGACUCUUGAUUUUUCUUUUGCUUACCUAAUCGAUAUGGAACUCCUUGAUUGCCGUAAAAGCAAAUGCAAACCAGGCUGCUGAAGUCCUCAAUUUCUCAGGUGCAUUCUUAUUAAAUUUUGUGCGUAAAUUUUUUUGGAUAAUUUACA
Molecule: messenger RNA, 1885 nt
Organism: Tripterygium wilfordii
Lineage: Eukaryota; Viridiplantae; Streptophyta; Magnoliopsida; Celastrales; Celastraceae
Exons: 7
Coding region: 72-1427 (451 amino acids)
Source: RefSeq, a predicted model, not a curated record